Messenger RNA from Schizosaccharomyces cryophilus OY26, 2769 nucleotides. Its product is annotated as nucleoporin Nup82. The coding region runs from base 1 to 2511 and encodes 836 amino acids. The record is from RefSeq and is a predicted model, not a curated record. Gene Ontology annotation, cellular component: nuclear pore. Gene Ontology annotation, molecular function: protein binding; structural constituent of nuclear pore. The transcript is spliced from 2 exons. NCBI's taxonomy places the organism in Eukaryota, Fungi, Ascomycota, Schizosaccharomycetes, Schizosaccharomycetales, Schizosaccharomycetaceae. Gene Ontology annotation, biological process: mRNA export from nucleus; ribosomal large subunit export from nucleus; protein import into nucleus.
AUGUCGAAACAUUGCGUUUUUCUUCAAAUUUUUGUUUCUAUGUUUACUGUUUUCGGUACUGUGUUAUGGUUCCGUAAUCACGUAACGAAACGCAGUCAAAGCAGAAACUGGACACCGAACAUGUCUCAGCAUCUUUCAUGGACAGAUCUUUUGGAGAAACAUCCAGCUUUUAAAAGCAUUCAUGUAGCUGCAGAUGAUUGGGAACCGUUGCCGAAGCAAGUGUGUGCCUUUGACACAAAGUUGUACGUCGCAGUGGGUCAUGAAGUACGACUAAUAGACUGUGAUCUGGUAAAACAGAACAAAGGAGGAUCUGAAGCGACUUCUUUUACCAAAUUAACACAUCCUGAAUUAAACUUUACAAUAUAUCAGCUGGUCAUCAGCCCUAAUGGACGGUUUUUAGCUGUUAUUGGAAAGUCCAAAAUCGUAGUAUUGGGAUUGCGCUCAAAGGCCGAAUCGAAGGCUUCUUCUUCUUUUAGUCGUCCACCUAGUAAUGCUUCUGGAAUUUUUGGUGGUGCUAGCACUUUUAGCUUUGGAGGUCUGCAAGGACAAAUGAUUAACUCGUCAGAAACACCUAUUUAUUAUGCUGGGAUCAUCAACUUGGAUUCCCCAAUAAUUUGCGUCAGAUUCCACCCUUUAGGAAGAUCGGGUCGAUCUUUGGUUGUAUUGAAUGAAACACAUUUGACUUUGUAUGAACUUGAGAAUGGUUAUUUAAACCCCGACUACAUAAUUCCUCUUUCUUUCAGUGAAAAACCAUUUAAUUCUUUUGAUGUUGAUUCGGAAGAACAUAUUCCUGUUUCUUUUACAUUUAAUCAUUCGUCACGUGGUUGGGGUGCUUUUCUUGUGUACAUUUUGACGAAUAGUGGAGAUAUUUACGCCCUUUGUCCUGUCAUGCCAGCAAACACAAUCAUCUCGCGCGCAAUGCUUCAGCAGUUGUCAUCUGAAAUCACUGAAUAUCAUCGGAAUCAUGUUGAAUCAGAAAAUGCUCGACAACAUGUACGUUGGAUUACGAAGCUUAUUGGAGACGCAGCUCUCUCUUCUGAGCUUCAAUUUCCAAGUGGAUGUUCAUUAGAAGAUAGCUAUGAGUUUUCUAAUUUUUCUAAUGUUUAUGCUCUUCAGCGUCCAGAUGACUUUACCUUCUUGCCAGCAUUACAAGGACCUUUUUUAAUUCAGCCACUUGUCAGUGAAGAUUUUUCUGAUGACUGUUGUGAUAUUGUUUCGCUUGGGACGCCAAUUAUAGAUGUGAUAGUGGUUUCAAAUUCCUAUGGUCAAGUUGAUCUUUUCCUGUCUCCUUCAAAAAUAUUUGGUAAAUGGACUUUGCCCUCUCAUAAUAACGAACCCUAUAAACCUCUUGUCCUCUCUCCUGUUCAUACGCUCCAGCUUUCCACCAAAACAAGUUAUACUAUCCUUCACCGCGAUAAUUAUUCGCCUUUUAAUAUCACAGUAUAUCAUGCGAAUGGCGCUCAUGCAGUGAACGUGGAAACUUGGGUUAGAAAUUUACGCUUACUAUAUGAAAACAAAUUAGAAUUGAAGAAUGCUAGAGAGAAAAAAGAAUUGCUGGAUAUCCUUUCAUCCAUUCCUGAUUCUACCGAGGUUGUUGAACGGGUAAACACGAACCCUUUAAACACCUCGCCAGAUCCAGUUGUCGGUUGUUUACAAGUAAAGCACCCUUCCUUGGGAAGCGCUUUUCUUUGCUUGACCAAACAUCGCCAAGUAACUGUAAUAGACGAAUCCGAGUUCCUGGAUGUGCCAACUAUAGGCAAUGUUUUGAAGAAUGAAGACUUGGCAAGCUCGUUUGAUGCCUCCCAAAUUAGCAUGAAGGGUAAUGACAAAUCUCGGAGCGGUAUGUAUCAGUCGCUCCUUCUGCAAUCACCGUUUGCAAAUCCCAUUAUCCAAACUUCACCAGAGCGGCUUAUUGUACCACCUGAACUCGGUGGGAAGCUUUCGGUUUCACCGUAUUCUCUUCGUUUUCUUGGUACUGUUGUAAGCCGUAUGCGUGAACAUUUAGAUUUAAUUUACCAAGGUAACUUGGCAUUGCACUAUCGUCUAACGUUACAAAAGGAAGAAUUUAUACGUCAGCACGAUCAUAUAUCGAAGCUUGAGAAACGAGCAACACUUGCGCUAGAGAAAGAUUGGCUUGCUGAACGAUUCGCUGAGCUUGAAAAGAAUGCUAUGGAAUGCGAAGGACGUGUGGACGUAGUAUUACAACGGUAUAUGAAUAUUCAUUCACCAGACUUAAGUGAUCAAGAGAAAGCGUUUAUGAAGGAAAUAGAGCGUUAUCGUGAGCGUGUAUUAGGUGAAAGGGGUAUUGAAAGAAAGCUGCAAAAUUUGAAACCGCUUCUACAACGUGGAAACAUACCUUCAAAAACAAUGUUUUCUAAAUCAGUUGCGCGCUCACCUUCCUUGGAUGCUCAACCAAUUGCUCUCGAUCAAUUGAAGCAAUUGUUAGCUCAGCAAAACAAGUCAAUUCACAUUAUGAAGGCGAAAGUUGUUUCGCUGCAAAAGAAAAUCUAAAUCUGAUUCAAGUUGAUUUGUGAGGUGCUAUGAAAAUUACAGUUGGCCAUGAUCCUAUUACUAUUACCUUGUCUUCUCUUGUCAUUCAUCAUUGCACUGGCUGGACGUCAUGCAGGAAAUGGAAUUAAAUCGUUGCAAUGAUUAUAAGAGAAAAGGAAAGGAAGGAAAAAAGUGUGUUUGGUCUGAAAGGGUGUUUUAAAUUUUGUUAGAUUUGGUAUUUUUCAAAAAAAGGAAAUAAUAAAGUAUGAAUCCAUGGUG